Messenger RNA from Zeugodacus cucurbitae (melon fly), 1534 nucleotides. RefSeq names its product syntaxin-16 (gene Syx16). Gene Ontology annotation, molecular function: SNARE binding; SNAP receptor activity. The record is from RefSeq and is a predicted model, not a curated record. Gene Ontology annotation, biological process: vesicle-mediated transport; intracellular protein transport; vesicle fusion. Bases 138 to 1208 code for a protein of 356 amino acids. Gene Ontology annotation, cellular component: membrane; SNARE complex; endomembrane system. NCBI's taxonomy places the organism in Eukaryota, Metazoa, Arthropoda, Insecta, Diptera, Tephritidae. The transcript is spliced from 3 exons.
UGUAGAGACAGCAGGUAAACAUUAUUCAUUAACAUAUGGAUGAAAAAUUAAUCAAGUGAAGGAAAUAUUGACUUUGCAUAUACUGAAUAAUAUUUUGAAAAAAAAAUUACUAAUGAUAAGAAUUUGAUAUAAACAAUAUGACUUCGCGCAACCUAACAGAGGUUUUUGUGAUAAUGCGCAAUAAUGCAUCCAAACACCGAAAUUUGUAUUCUGAAAGCAGAUUGCAAGAUGAUGCCGAGCGUUUAAUUAAUAAUUCAAUACGUGAUGCAGAGGAAGGUUUAGAAAUGAGGGAUGACUAUGGAACACCGCCCGUGUGGAUUGAUAAGCUGGAGGAGGCACAAUACACCUUAUCUAAAAUAAAGCCAAAACUUGAUGAAUUAGGCUCUUUACAUGCAAGACACUUGUUGCAACCCGCAUUCGACGAGAGUUAUGAGGAAGAAAAGGAAAUUGAAGGCCUUAGCCAGGAAAUUUCAAAACUAAUCACAUCCACUCAUCGACAUAUACAAUGUAUUCGAUCAAGUCUCGGUAUAGGAACUAAGAUGGAACAGCGGUUAACAGAAAAUGUGGUUACUUGCUUGCUACUUCAAUUACAAGAAUUAACCUUUAAAUUUCGAAAUAGCCAGAGUAUUUACGUACGACAACUGAAUUCUAGAGAAGAACGCUCUCAAAAAUAUUUUGGAAAUGAUGACUUUACAAAUAUUGACUUGGUUUCGGGAUCUACAGAUGAUCACGAAAAUUAUGUAGAUUCUUUCGAUAAUUUUCUACAACCCGUGUCCUCAGGCCUAAAUAAUAAUAAAUCCACUAAAAAGCAUAGCUAUUUAUAUGAUGAUGAUUCCUCUCAACAAAUAGAUGAAGAUUUUCAACGACCAAUAUCGAACCGAAUGACUAAACAGCAACUUCUGCUUUUUGAAGAAGAAAAUACUCGGUUCGCUAUUAAUCGCGACGAAGAAGUUACCAAAAUUGUAAAAUCCAUUUAUGAUCUCAAUGAUAUAUUUAAAGAUCUUAGUCAAAUGGUACAAGAACAAGGAACUAUAUUGGAUCGUAUUGAUUACAAUGUCGAGCAAACCCAGACGAGAGUAUCUGAAGGUCUUCGGCAAUUACAACGUGCUGAAAUGUAUCAAAGAAAAAAUCGUAAAAUGUGUAUUAUUAUGGUAUUGGCCGCUGUAACUUUAUUCAUGCUUCUACUCCUUAUUUUUACAAAGUUAUAGAUGUGAAAAAUAAAUAUGUGUUAUUAUUUCAAAAUCUCAUCUAUCUAUAUGAUAUAGAGAUUUCAUCAACAUAAUAAGGAAAAUUGUUUCACAUUCGUUCAGAUAGCCGACUAGCCACCGAACGGAGGUUACCGUAUACCUUACUUGGGGGUGAACCAAGAAUAAGAUUGCAAAUCGCUCUCCUUGCUAGCUGAAUAUUUUGAUAACUCCCCAAGAUAUGAAUUUUGCUGUCGGCCAAAACGAUGCGCGUUUUCGUAACAUUUUCAAUUGUGAAUUUUGUGCGUCCUCCUUUACCAGCCAAGCGUCCUAUUGCACGACUCAAGUGA